This is a messenger RNA of Marchantia polymorpha subsp. ruderalis, 4546 nucleotides long. NCBI's taxonomy places the organism in Eukaryota, Viridiplantae, Streptophyta, Marchantiopsida, Marchantiales, Marchantiaceae. The record is from the annotation of a GenBank genome assembly.
ACAUCACGAGGCCUAGAGCUAGAAGCAGGAAAGCAUGCGGGCGCAUGUGACGGAGGCAAAAGCGGGCAGAUGGGCUGGAAGGAUUAUCCGAUGGCGGAAGGAGAAAGGAGGAUGGAGGCUCGAGGGGCAAGUUGCGGGCGCUCGGAGUUGCUCGCCGUCGGGGUUGCGGUUCACAUGUAAGGGAUGUGGCCGGGGCGCCGGAGGUGGUUUCACAACAUCCACUGGGAAGCGGAACAAGUCAAAAUGCGAUCCGGGCCAGGGGCAAACGACAUCUGUUCAUUUGGUUGCCGGUUGUGUUCCGUAUGGACAGCACAGCCGACAUGAGGUUUGACGAAUUCCCACAAAUCCGGAAACUGAAGCGGGAUGACGGUGGAGAGGAUUCGGCCCAGAGCUCGCACAUCGAAUUAAACAUGUCGUCGUCGGAGUCGGAGGAGGAGUCGAGGAGGGAGGGAGGGAGGAUGGGGAGGGGAGGCGAGGUGAGGUGGGAAACCACGUCCUAGGUUUUUUUCUAGGCAGCGCGCAGGGCCGGAAAUUGCAUUGACGAUUGGUCGAGUGGGGGAAUGAUCGAUUUCGGGGCCUGCCAGAUGAUGACUCCCGCAAGAUCUCAUCCCCUGGAGCAUGGGGGACCCACUGGCGAUGUGAGAGCUGGAGAAGGCUCCGAGAGUUCCUUCAAAGGACGCUGUGAUCACGAAGGGAACUUUUCCUCGUCCGCUCGCUCGGAGUUCAGGCUGGCUCGGUGCGAAGCCAAGGCCGGAUGGGACCUGCCGAGGAGCUCACGACUGCGCCCCUGGAAGGCUGGCUAAACACGAGCUGAUUCUGUCGAGAAGUGGCUACUUUCUUGAUCUGAGAUUGAAUGGCUUCGACCGUGUUGCUUGGAGCUGUCAGGUGUUGAGAUCGAGCGAUGGGGUUGCUUCAUAGAUGGACGAUGAUGCUUGAACCAGAAGGAUCGAUGCUAUUCCAGCCCUCGGGAGGCUCGUGCCCCAUGUACCUGGAUCAAUUUCACCGUCGUAGAACAGCGAGGAAAUGCCGAUGUUUAGAUACGAUAUAGUUUAGGAGUUUCCAUAUUUCUUAGACCGGUCUAUCUUGCAGCGCUAGAGCAGUCCGUGCCACAAGAAGAAGCUCCGAGCGCGGACCGCAGUAGGGACCAUGAGAAGAGGAGACACGGACUCGCGAGGCGAAGCCAGGUCGGGACGAUUACGCGAAGAAAUUUGAGCGGGGGAGGCCGAGAAGGCGAGGGGCGGUCGGGAAGAGGGCCAUGGCGCAGGGAAGUUCCAGCGUGGGCAGGGAGCAAAUAGGAGCAGGAACAGGAGCAGAAGGAGUGUGUCACGAUAUUUUCCAUGUGGAGGGGACGGUCGGCAACAUCCUGUCGUGGCUGCCUCCCGUGAGCUUGGCCAAGGCGCGCAGCGUGUGCUCGCUUUGGAAUCGGAUAAUCAUAACGCAGAAGAGUAGGAACACUACGCUCUGUUGCAUCCUUUCCUGCCCGCUGAAGAAGAUGAAACAGCUGACUCCCGGCGGGAGCUGGCAGUGGGAGCGAGACAUCAUUCACGACGGGCGAGCGUAUGAUCACUCCACCGAUUCGUGGAUGACAAUUCCUCUUCCCAAGUCAGCGUUCAAUUCGUGCAUGAGCCUUUUUCCCAAGGCAGCCAACGUCGGGCUGGUCGCAUUGCGCGACCGGGUGCCCUUCCAACCUCUGGUGCAUUUCUGGGUCGGCAAUCCGAUGACCAACAGUUGGAGACAAAUCGCGGGUGCCUCUGAUCCCGAUCAGGGUCCGGGCUUCGACAACACGUAUGAGCUCAUCGUGCACGAAGAAUCCAAGUCGUACAAGAUUGUGCACUUUUUUUACUCCAAGACUCGUCCCGUUUUGAGAACCCAUAUCUACAAUUCUCGCACUGAGGAGUGGAGCCAAGGAGCGACCUUUCCCAGGCAGGGUCCCAUCUACAUUGGGUCAUCUGCGGUUCGCAAGGGGUCAAUCUACUUUCUUCAAGAGAGGGCAAUUCCGGAUUCCAUACCCUACCAGAUGAAGCUCUGUGUUGUACGCUACGACGUCGAAAGGGAUGAGUUCUCCGUGAUGGUGUCUUCGGGCCCUUACACCAUUUACCAAAUUAUGCCAUUCAGACUGAUCUUCAAUCCCAGUGACGAUAGCGAAGAACAAAUUCCCAGCAUUGUGGCCCAAAUAUACGAUUCUGACCAGAACGAAGUGCGGAAAGUCGGGUUGUUGAGAUUCAAGGCUGCCCACCAACGUUGGGUUUGGGACGAGAAUUGGGAGGUCGAUGCAAUAGAGUGGUUCCCCAACAGAUAUAGCGGAAGCAAUUUCAGCAUGACGGGAGAAGCCAGAUACCUGUACACCAUAUGCAGACAGAGCUACAAUAAGGUCACGUUUAUCAACGCUGAAACGUUGGAAUGCCGCCUCCUUCCCGAUCCUUGUGAUACUAAGCGUUUUGAUGUGCAUGAACUGAAAGGAUCCUGGCACAGCGCUACGAUGUGUAGCUUCAUUCCCCGCUUCGACAUGAAGCCCUAGUUGUUAUUGUGAGUAGGAGAUUAAGGCUGAACGUAGAUAAAAUUUAUUGAGUUGCCGGAGGAUGCCGAUCAGCCAGGCGUCGUUCUAUUUGGGCAUGUAGCCAUGGCUGGUGUGAGCAGGAGACGCAGACAGAGCGCAUGAUUUGUGCUGAGAUCCAGAGGAUGCUACCCAGCUGGGGCCAUGUUCUAUUUUCACAUCAGUCCCUGGCUAGAUCUUGUCACUAGGAGAUGCAGAUUGAGCGCGGAUGAUAUUUGCUGAGUCGCUGGAGGAUGCCGAGUUCGCCAGGACGAUGUAUUGCUCUAUGCACCGUGAGAUGGCAGCGAACACUGAUGAAAGUGACCUGCUCGACUUCAGAGUUGGUAACACGACCCACUUGUACCAUCUUCUGCUGAAGCAUUUACGUUGUGUUAAGGCCAGGUAUGGCUUGAUAACCAUGAGUGGAUCAUUCCUCGUGUGAUACAUUUCUUACAUUGUCUCCACCAUCUCUGACGAUGUCAUGUACAUAUCGUUUUCUUGCAAAAUGUCAACAGAAGAAAGUAAACUGCUUCUUCAAAUGCUCGGGAACGCUUAACCCCUGUGAGUGGUUUUGUCAAGCAUUGUCUAAUGUUCCAGCCUGUUGAGGCUUGGAAGCAAAACUCUGUUCUAGUCCUUCAAGAAACUGCUUCUGACAUUAGGGCACAUUAUGAGAGUGAGUACAGAUAAGAAUAUUCAUUUCUGUUUGAAAACAGAGAUGAGAUCUCUUAUAACACAAACGAACUAAGACUGCUGUGAACUUGAACUAGUAACGUAGGAAGUGACUCAAAGUAAGAAUUGAAUGGAAUCGUCUGAAGUCAGUUUAGACUUUAUGCCAGAUCUUUAUGCUACGUAUUGUUCAGGUCUCUUUCAAUUACGCAGAUUUUUUUGGUUUUUCAGCGAGAUGACCCGUGAAGGCAUUCAGAGUUCUACUGUGGCAAGUUUCCUUUCCUGACGUUAUGUACCAUAGGUUUAAACUUCACUGUGCGGCUGUUUCGGUCUUGUUGACCUUGCGAACACAUGCUUCUCUCCAGUUUACCUUUUAGCUCUCGCAACUACUUCUUGGUAACUGAGAGCAACGAAACUUUGAGGCGAUUGUUGACUGCUAAUUCUAGCUCUUCAAUCAGAGUUUCAGCAAUCAAAUCAUGCAGUGCACUGUUAGGCUGCAAGGGAUGCGAGGGACUCGUGAACUUCCAUAUGCUUAUCAAAGUUGGGGCCCUUGUUGUUGAUAGCUAGCUGAACUCCCAGGACCCUAAAAGCUUUGUACCUUCAAGGAGGCCCGGACAGUGCGGAAUAUUUAGCAGAAUCCAGGUAGCUUGAAGCUUGGAAGGUUAAAACAUCUAGGUAUACCUCUGAUAAUAUGGUAGAUCAUAUUUCAUUUUCUACAACUUCACAACACCAACGAGAUCGAACUCCCAUUUCCAGAAGAGCCUGGCUCUUUGAGAGAGCCUGAACGAAUAGGUCUUUCCACUGUAAGCCUGGGUUUAGAGAAAAGUUGUCUGGGCUUAGCAAUGAAUCUACACUGUCAAUCGCUAAAGUAUUCAAAAGUAGUCAAGAUCGGAAUACACGUUGUCCGAAUACUCUUAUACGAAGCCUGAAAGGUUCGAAAACUCAGGAGACAACUAGAGGACAGUCUAGUCCGAUUAUGGGCGAUGUAACUGAUUCACUGCUACACCGUAGUAGCUUCAUACCACACUGUGAGUAUAGCCGGAACCUUGCUUACUUCUUUGGACGGUGCUGUUGUACGUCUGAAAUACAGAAUUGACAUUUCAUCCUCAUGUGAAGAUGGUAUGAAGCUUGAGAGUAUACACGCAAAUUGCUUUAUUAGCGUAUGAAAUGACGUUCACAGAUUCUGGCAAGUCGUCUGAAGAAGUUCAAUCUCUUGGCUCCAAACCAUCUUUUUGCUACGCCAAGUGGAACACGAACGCGAGCUGUGCACAGUUUUGAGUAGGAACUGGUUCUUCUGAAAACUUUGAGCUCGUAAUGUUAUUGGAUCCAGUAGACUUAUAAAUCCAC